AGGAAGAGCCCGGUGCUGGCAGUUGGCUUCGUGGUCUUUUUUGGAGGGCGAAGGAAGGGAAGGGAUCUCGCUUGAGCCGUGCAGGGAGAGAGCUCGGACAUGUGUUGUCAGCACAUCUGGGGAAUACAGUCUGCAAGUCCGAAAGGAAAUUUGCUGGGAUCGUUCAAACUGCGAUAUUGAUCUUUGUUAUUUUUUUUCGCCGAGGGAUGCACUUGGCAUGAGAAUCGGAGGAUGGAAAUUGUUUGGGAGGUGCUUUUUCUUCUGCAAGCGAAUUUCAUCGUCUGCAUUUCAGCUCAACAAAAUUCUCCAAAAAUACAUGAAGGCUGGUGGGCUUAUAAGGAGGUGGUCCAGGGAAGCUUUGUUCCAGUUCCCUCCUUUUGGGGUUUGGUGAACUCAGCUUGGAAUCUUUGCUCUGUUGGGAAAAGACAGUCACCUGUCAAUAUUGAAACCAGCCAUAUGAUUUUUGACCCCUUCUUAACUCCACUUCGCAUAAACACAGGGGGAAGAAAGGUCAGUGGGACGAUGUAUAAUACAGGAAGACAUGUAUCUCUACGAUUAGACAAAGAGCACUUGGUCAACAUCUCUGGAGGACCGAUGACAUACAGUCACCGCUUAGAGGAAAUCCGGUUACACUUUGGAAGUGAAGACAGCCAGGGAUCAGAGCACCUACUCAAUGGACAGGCUUUCUCCGGGGAGGUUCAACUAAUCCACUAUAACCAUGAGCUGUACACAAAUAUCACAGAAGCAGCAAAGAGUCCUAAUGGGUUGGUGGUAGUCUCCAUAUUUAUGAAAGUAUCUGAAUCAUCAAAUCCAUUUCUAAAUCGUAUGCUUAACAGAGACACCAUAACGAGAAUAACGUAUAAAAAUGAUGCAUACUUACUACAGGGGCUUAAUAUUGAGGAACUUUAUCCAGAGACGUCUAGUUUCAUUACAUAUGAUGGGUCAAUGACAAUUCCACCCUGCUAUGAAACAGCAAGCUGGAUAAUAAUGAACAAACCUGUCUACAUAACAAGGAUGCAGAUGCAUUCUUUACGACUGCUAAGCCAGAAUCAGCCAUCACAGAUAUUUCUGAGCAUGAGCGACAAUUUCAGACCAGUCCAGCCUCUCAACAAUCGAUGUAUCCGAACUAAUAUCAACUUUAGUUUACAGGGAAAAGAUUGUCCAAACAAUAGAGCACAGAAACUACAGUAUAGAGUAAACGAAUGGCUCCUCAAGUAAGUAAGACAGAGCAGGCAGAACCCAUAACCUCAGUGGAAUGCUACUACUGUGACUUGACAUAAUCUAGAAUGCAGCCAACCUCACUCUCUUUGGGUUCGCGACAGCAUGUGCAAAUGUGCUGUAGGAAGAAAGCUGCCAUGUUGGAAACUCAACUAAAAAUUCAUUCGUAUGAUCGGUGGUAAUUAAAAAAGUAAAAAGACAAUAUUACAGUAAAUGUGAUUACAAUUUUGAUACAGUUUUCCUGAACUAAUUUAGCUUCACAAA
Messenger RNA from Leptosomus discolor (cuckoo roller), 1482 nucleotides. It is a transcript of the gene CA10, whose product is annotated as carbonic anhydrase 10 (inactive). Gene Ontology annotation, molecular function: carbonate dehydratase activity; zinc ion binding. Gene Ontology annotation, biological process: one-carbon metabolic process. Lineage: Eukaryota; Metazoa; Chordata; Aves; Leptosomiformes; Leptosomidae. The record is from RefSeq and is a predicted model, not a curated record.